CACAACGACAACAACAACGGGAUAGGGCAGGAUCGACUCGCGGCGACACCACCUACCAGACACACCUCUCAUCAACGACUGACUGACAUCAGCGACCACCAGCGACUGCGCGUCCCACCCCUCUCCACCCGGCGACAAUGUCGCACCUCGCCUCGGACAGCGAGAUCCUCAUCCGCCAUGACCCGGUGCUGGACGAGAAGAACCCCAACAUUGACAGACCGGUGCACCUGCGUGCCUUUAGGAAGAAUGUGCGCCGCUGCAAGAUUGCGCUCGCGCCGGGCCUGAUCGCGGCGUUUCUUGUCGGCUGCGCGCAUGCGACGCUGCUGCCUUCGCCGACGACAUGGUCGAUCCACGCGCCGGCCGACGAGCUCGUCGUGACUGCCCGCUGGGUCGGCGACAUUGCCAUCCUCGUCCUUACAGCCGCGAGCAUCAUCCUCCUCGGCGUCACGCUUCACCUCCGCCCCUUUCCCGCCCGCCUGCGGCCAGCCGACCUCGGACACCCGGAGAACAUGGGCCUGCACCGCUUCGCGUGUGUUGCCAUCUUCCUCCAGUGUCUGCUGGGUAUCAUCGUCCACCUCGCCCCUGGGGUAGUGUAUGUCGUGGUCACACACAAGGCCGCCCCGCACGGUGGACCGGCCGACAUCGUCACCAGCUACGCCCACCUCCUCGGCCUGUUCUACUCGCUCAUCGCGGUCGGGUGCAUGCGCCGCGGGCCCAAGCUGCAGACGUAUGAGCCGCCCAUUGGGUCCGCGUUCGGCGCGCGCAAGACGCGCCUGGACGACGACAACGGCAAGAUCAGGCUGCCUGAUGACGCCGACCUCGGCACGACGGGCUACGAGCCCCAGGUGGCCGACUAUGCGAGCUGCUCCAUGUUGACAUUCCUGACCCUCGGCUACACUCUCGCCCUCGCCAAGCGCUCCGUCCAGGUCGAACAGCUGUCCCUCGCCGAUAUCCCCAUGAUGGAGGAGUGGGUCCGAAACAGCGGCGACGAGUACCUCCGCAACGUUGGCCCCAGAGGGCACGACUUCACGGCGUACUCGAGCAUCGGUCUGAUUAAGGCUCUCUGGAUCGGCCGCGAGUGGCCCAUCAUCAUCACCUUCUUCCUUGAGACCCUCAACACGGUCAUCUCGUUCGUCCAAGUUGCCGCUCUCCGCGAGGUCAUCGGAUGGUUCGGCACUGGCCAGGAUACGAGCUACGCCUACGUCAUGUGCUGGGGCCUGUUCCUCGGCCAGGCGCUCGAGGUCAUGCUCAGCGGCUACCUCUGGGUACGCGAGAACUACAUCCUCCACAACCCCGUCCGCAUGACCCUCCUCGCCAUCAUCUACUCCAAGAUUCUGCGUGCGACAGACGCCAAGGCCAUGGAGGCGCAGCACCUGACCUCGGAGGAGGACCGCAAGGCCAACAAGGGCCGAAGCCAGGUCAUGAACCUGCUUACCAUUGACACGGGCACCGUUUCGUCCAUGGCCUCGUACAUCUGGAGUAUUUCCAACGGCCUGUUCAGGCUGGCGAUCGGCUUGUACCUUCUCUUCUCUAUGGUCGGCGUCAGUGCCGUUGUGGGUCUCUCGAUCAUCCCCUUGAUCACCCCUCUGUCUGUCUGGAUCGCCAAGAAGAUCUAUCAAUGUGACCGAUCGUGGGCACGGGCUCGCGACGCCCGAACUGGCGCGCUCAAGGAGUUCCUGAUGGGUAUCAAGGUCAUCAAGCUCAACGGAUUCGAAGAGUACGAGCUGCGGAGAAUCGGCGGCCUGCGAGACAUCGAGACGUCUUGGCAGCGAUGGCGAUACACCCUGGGCACGUUGUUCAACAUCGUUGCCGACCAGGUCCCUCACUUGGCCGUCCUCAUCAUGUUCGUGUUCUACACCAAGGUUCUGGGCAAUCCCCUGGACCCAGCUACCGCCUUUGUUGCCAUGACCGUGUAUUUCCGUGUCAAGUCCGGCCUCGACGCCUUCACCAGCGCCAUCGACAUCUUCCUGUCAACCAAGAUUGCGCUUGAUCGUAUCACCAACUACCUCAACCAGCCCGAGGUCAUCAUCGACGAGCGCAAUGUCUCGGACACUCAGAUCUCGCUUGACCGUGCUUCGUUCACCUGGCCCCGCGCGCACGACGUCGCUGAAGGCGAGGUUGUCUUCCACAUGAACAACCUCAACCUGUCUCUCCCUCAGGGCAAGCUGACGCUCGUUUGCGGACCUCUUGGAGCGGGCAAGACACUCUUCCUUCGGGCGCUUCUCGGCGAGGCCAAGGUCACCGGAGGCAGGAUCAUUUCGCCACGCUCCGCUUCCGACCUUGUCCCAAUCGACUCGUCCCUCAUCAAGAUCCGCUGGAACGAAGACCUCUGGCUCGAGAACUCGGUCGCCUACGCACCCCAGAUGAGCUACAUUCGCCACGGGACGGUGCGCGACAACAUCCUGUUUGGCCAGCCGUUCUGGGAGGAGCGAUACAACGAGGUGCUCCGCCAGUGCUCCCUCACCACCGACCUGGACAUUCUUGUCGACGGCGACCUGACCGAGGUUGGCGAGGGUGGUGUCAAUCUCAGUGGUGGGCAGAAGGCAAGGAUCAACCUCGCGCGCUGUGUCUACUCUCGUGCGCGCACCAUCUACCUCGACGACAUUCUCUCCGCCGUCGACGCGCACACGGCCCAGUUCCUCGUCGAGGAAUGCUUCAAGGGCAGUCUUCUCCGCAACCGAACUGUGGUGCUUGUCAGCCACCACGUUGACCUCGUCGUCAAGGCCGCUGGCUUUGUCGUUGCGCUGACUGAGGGCCGCGUCGACCAAGUCGGUCCCCCCAGCGACGUCCGAGUGGCCAGCCUUAUCGCCAUGGCUUCGCCAGUCCAGAGCAAGGGCCGCGACCUUCCCCAAUUAGCACCAGAGCAGGAAGUUCCACCUCCACCUGAUGUCACAGAGGUGCUCGACACUUUCCUCGAGCUCAACGAGGCUUCGUCGCCGCUCACCCCGCAUUUCGACCUCCCAACACAUCUGGACGAGGACCUCGAGGACGAAGAGGUGGCUCUGCGGAACGACCCGCGCGUUCUUUACCAGGACGAGCACCAGGAGUCUGGCCAUGUCCGCACCAGCCAGUACUGGAUGGUGUUCAAGGCGACCGGCGGUGUCUUCUAUUGGAUCGUCUUCGUCUUGCUGUACGUCGGCUCCCGUGCUGGCUGGGUGUUUGUGAACAAGGUGCUCGAGUGGUGGUCUGGCGACCCCAACCCGGCUCACCUGGACCACUACGUCCUACUCUACGUCUCGGUCAACCUCCUGUCCAUCUACUUUGGUGGCGUGCGCUGGGUUUGGCUGUACGGUAUCGGCAACGUGGGUUUCUACUCGGCGGGUACUAAGAAGAUUCAUCGCCGUCUUCUGGCUUCGAUCGGAAACGCGCCACUCUCGUUCUUCGAGACCACGCCCGCGGGUCGCAUCUUGAACGUCUUUGGCCAGGACACGCAGCGACUGGACUCUCACACGGCUGAUGACGUUGGACGUACCGCGGAUGCUAUAAUCCGUGUGGCCUUCUCCAUGGCUGUUGUGGCUCUCGAGGCUCCGAUUAUGAUGCUGUUCUUCGUCUUGUUCGGCAUCCCGGUGCUCUUUGUCUCGAACGGGCUGGGCAAGCUUCGAACCAAUCUCCGCCGCUUAUCCAUCAUGUCAUACUCGCCGCUCAUCAGUCUGUUCAACGACUCGAUCGACGGUGUGGUCAUGCUGCGCGCAUUCGGCAUGCCGAACGUGAUGGCCCAGUCGAUGAAGACAAUUCUGAACCGCGCACGGUCUGCCGAGACCUGGAACUGGAUCACGUACAACUUCAUCCGAGCGGUUGUCCUCACCCUGUCGAGCGUCUUCCUGACUGCGACUGGUUUCGUCCUCGUUGGACGCGACAUCUCCGCCGCCAAGGCUGGUUUCAUCCUCAACUUUGCCGCCCAGAUGUCCGGCGACUGCUUUGACUUGCUGGAGAAGUUCAUUCAGCUCGAGCAGACGUUUGUGAGCGCCGAGCGCAUCAACCACUACAUCGAGGACACGCCACAGGAGAGUGACGACGGCAUUGUUCCGGAGCCAUCAUGGCCUGCCAAGGGUGCUAUCACCAUCCGCAACCUCAGUUUCCGGUACGCGCCAGACCUCCCAGACGUACUCCACGAUAUCUCGCUCGACAUCCUCCCCGGUCAGCGAGUCGGCUUGGUCGGCGCGACAGGAUCAGGCAAGUCUACGCUCGCGCUAAGCCUGUUCCGAGCUGUCGACCCCCGCAAGGGUUACAUUGCAAUCGACGGGCUCGACAUUGCGGACGUCGAUCUGAGAGCAUUGCGCACUAGGAUCAACAUGGUUGCUCAGGACGGCAGCCUACCCUCUGGCACGUUGCGCAACGCCCUAGACAUAUCGGGCGAGCGCGACGACUACCAGAUCUAUGACGCUCUGAGGCGUGUCCACCUUCUUCCCGAGACCAUCACCGAGGAGGAGGCCAAGACGAACCCGUUCGCCAAUCUUGACACCUGGGUCGCAGUUGAGGGCUCCAACUUCAGUCACGGUCAGCGCCAGCUUCUCUGUCUCGCUCGUGCCCUGCUCAAGCACUCGAGAAUCCUUGUCAUGGACGAGGCUACCUCGUCUGUGGACUUUGAGACCGACGCCAAGAUCACCGCGACCAUCAAGGAGGCGUUCGCCGACACGACCAUGCUCGUGAUCGCGCACCGCCUCGCCACGAUUGUAGCCUACGACCGCGUGCUCGUCCUCGGACGCGGCAGGGUGCUCGAGUACGACCGCCCCCUAACACUCAUGAAGGACCCGAACACGGCGUUCUACGCCCUGUGCAAGGCGCAGGGCGACGAGGAGUACCGCCGUCUCCUCAAGCUCGCCAAGGCCUCGGCCGCUUAAUAGAAACAAACAUUCAUCCAUUAUUCGUUGCAUGCAUGAGGACAUUGACCCAGCA
Vanrija pseudolonga is the source of this 4896-nucleotide messenger RNA. RefSeq names its product ATP-dependent bile acid permease. NCBI's taxonomy places the organism in Eukaryota, Fungi, Basidiomycota, Tremellomycetes, Trichosporonales, Trichosporonaceae. Gene Ontology annotation, cellular component: membrane. Gene Ontology annotation, molecular function: ABC-type transporter activity; ATP binding; ATP hydrolysis activity. The transcript has 15 exons. The record is from RefSeq and is a predicted model, not a curated record. Gene Ontology annotation, biological process: transmembrane transport. Bases 138 to 4841 code for a protein of 1567 amino acids.